UCCCCUCUGGAUGCAAGCACCAACUUUGAUUUCCCCAUUGUGACAUCCUGUACUCGCUGUCAAGAGAGACGAUGGCGGGAGGAUCACAGAGUUCCGAGAAAGUGAAGCUUCUUGUAGCUGUUCUUGCACUCCAAUUCAGCUAUGCAGGGUUCCAUAUAGUUUCCAGAACCGCACUCAACAUGGGGAUCAGCAAGCUUGUCUUCCCAGUUUAUAGGAAUGUCAUUGCUUUGGUUUUGUUGGCCCCCUUUGCAUAUUUUCUAGAGAAGAAAGACAGGCCACCUCUUACCUUAUCCUUGCUGUGUCAGUUCUUUCUUCUGGCAUUAUGUGGGAUAACUGCUAACCAAGGAUUCUAUCUCUUGGGUUUAUAUUAUUUGUCUCCAACCUAUGCUUCUGCCAUCCAGAACUCAGUUCCAGCAAUAACAUUUGCCAUGGCUGCAGCUCUUAGGCUUGAGCAAAUCAAUGUCAACAGUAGAUAUGGUGUGGCAAAGGUGGUCGGAACUGUUGCCAGUAUAGGAGGUGCCACCAUCAUUACUCUCUACAAGGGCCCUCCUCUUCUGAAUCACCAACAACAUAGCAAACUAUUCCUCGGUGCCUCAUCGAACACAAUACUGAAUUGGACAUUGGGUUGUGUAUACAUCCUUGGGAAUUGCCUUGCAUGGUCAGGUUGGAUGGUGCUUCAGGUUCCUUUGCUCAAGAAGUACCCUGCCAGGCUCUCAAUUACUACAAUUACCUGCUUCUUUGGGCUAAUCCAAUUCCUCAUAAUAGCAGCCUUCGCAGAGAAGGACAUUGAGAGGUGGAAAGUCCACUCCGGAGGGGAGCUCUUCACGAUCCUCUAUGCUGGUCUUGUGGCAUCAGGAGUCUCUUUCUCUCUCCAGAUUUGGUGCAUUGAUAGGGGAGGUCCCCUUUUUGUUGCUGUUUUCCAACCAGUGCAGACAGUGGUUGUGGCCAUCAUGGCAGCUGUUAUACUUGGUGACCAGUUGUACUCAGGAGGGAUUAUUGGAUCCAUUCUGAUUGUGCUUGGCCUCUACUUUGUCCUCUGGGGGAAAAGUGAGGAGAAGAAACCUACAAAGGAGGCACUGGAGAAUAAUGACCUUAGAAGGCUUCUCCUUGACCAAGAGAACUUGCAUAAAGAAAACGCUGCAGUCACUGACAUCCCAUGAGAGUGGCCCAUUCUGUGUGUCCUGAAAGUAUAAUGGAGUUGGUGUGGGCAGUCAUAGGUUCCAAAAGCCACUGUAAGCUUCACAAGUUCUUCCUGUUCAAGUCUUGUGGGAAGUCAUAGAUUCCUAUAGGCACUGUAAGCUUCACAAGCUCUUCCAGUCUUGUCCAACUUGUACAUGGCAGUAUGGGUUCUGAUCCAGUGGGGAUAAUGCCCAACCAACUACUUUGAAAUGAAGGUGUGACUCACAUCUUGAUUGAUGUUGAACUCUUUUGGCUCCUGCUGUUGGAGUGUUGUAGUCAAGAGGCCAUGGCAUGAAGUAUGUGACAGAAAGCUGGUUACUUGUAGGUGCCUCACAUGCAAAUGAUACUUCUGUCCCUCAAAUAACA
Musa acuminata subsp. malaccensis (wild Malaysian banana) is the source of this 1545-nucleotide messenger RNA. Its product is annotated as auxin-induced protein 5NG4-like. The record is from RefSeq and is a predicted model, not a curated record. Gene Ontology annotation, cellular component: plasma membrane. NCBI's taxonomy places the organism in Eukaryota, Viridiplantae, Streptophyta, Magnoliopsida, Zingiberales, Musaceae. Gene Ontology annotation, molecular function: transmembrane transporter activity.